GGACACGUCCUCCUUGGUCACGCAAUUUCAACUAACCAUGUCACGUCACUCCCACACUGUCACUUGUUUUGUGUGGAACACCCAAAAUGUUUGUCAUACAACUUUCAAUAUGUGUCAGCCUCACCGACUCACCAGUGCGAAAUCAACUAUGCAACAGGAAAAAUGUGUCCUCAAAAUAUCACCAGAAAGGAAGGUUUUAAAUACUAUGAAGACACGGUAAGUGAAUCAGUCUGACUAGCAAAAGAAUAUGAAGUGAUAUUUUCUUGUUACGCAGUGUUAAGGACGAUCUUUAUCAUUCUUUGGUGACUCUCAGUCGAUUGUCAGUCUGAUUUGGACUUCAAUUGUGACGAAAACGUUAAUUUUUGGGGACUAUGUUUUUGUUCACCACAACUGUUCAAAACUGAGGGGCAUUAAUGAUAAGAGACCUUCUGUGCCCAAAUGAAGGAUCCUGUACUGUGUCUCUAGGGGCGGGGGUUCAGUUUCCCCAGUCAGUUUCUGUGCUGGUGCAUUGCCUCGUUUGUGUGUGUUUGGUACUAGACCUUAAGUCUGGCGGCAUUACACUCACCCUACUGGGGGCCGGCCAUUCACCUCAGACACGCAAAAAGAACUUGGGGACCAUGAAUCUGCGCCCAUGAGAAAAGACCCUCAGUGUCCGUACCUUUAUGGCAGACUUUCUGUGUUUAUGUUUUCCUUUAUGGGGGUUUCGGUCACACGAAUGUUUUGGUGGGGAUUUAGAUAAGAGGCUAAAUGUAUACAAGCGAACACUUUGUCCUUGCCUAACAUAAAUUUUGUUUUUUAUAUUCUUAGGAAAUUCGAACGUGCGGUACUCGUUGCCCCGGUUCCCUUGAAGGUAGUUCCCUUUAUCUGCAGUCUUAAAGUUUGUAACUGCCAUUCUUCGUAUUAAGCUAUUUCUUACAUGUAAACAUAGUUUUCAAUUGGUUAAUUAAAGAUGUAAUAUAUAGAUUUUCCCAAGGCUAAAAGCAAAGCUCUGCGGACGGAGAGGUAGACGGACGGACGGUCGGACGGACGUACCGUCACGUGACUACCAAAAUUUCUUGGAUGGUUAGGUAACCAAAUUUUCUUAGCUAUGGGGCUCUGCGCACGCGGAGCGCAGCUAUGACGUGUUACUUACCAUGGCCACAAAUGCUGAGGUGGCGCCCGCGUAAUACCAGCGGCUAUCUCAUACUUCAACAGAUUAAUUAGUUCAUCAAGAAAUGUAUAAAGCAAAAAUUACCUUGAGGAUAGAAAAUCUUCACGCUUACCAGUAACAUUUGCAAGGCCCGGAGUCCAUUAUAAGAAAGUUAACUUAUCCGUACUACAAAUUUCAUAUUCAUACUGACCUUUGACUCCGUCCCAUUUAAAGGUGAUUUGAACCUCAGCAUUCGCUCUCUGAACCCCUUUAGUGGGUGGUAAAUUUCAUAUGUCGCAGUUUUUUACCUCUAUUAGCCGCGUUUCUGUCCGAUUGUUUAAUUUUACCGAGUUCUCACCAAUGACCCACAAACUCAGCAAGAUUGGAAACGAUGAACAGCGUCCAUUUUGGCGGUCCAAAUACGAGACGGCAAAAUGACCAAAGACUGCUUUGAAUUAAAAAUUGCAAUACCUCCAUGAUAAUUUGUUCACUUUAAUUGAAAUUUGGACUCUAUUUUCAGCUCUUUUCCUCACUUUAGGUUUUGAUUUAAAAAAUACUUUUAAUCAGCGGCUUUGACUCAUGGGUAAUUAUAUUGAGUUUUACUCCCUCAUUUGUCCUCCUGAUCACCACAGCAAAAGCUAAUCGACGUAAGCGAUAGGAAUGUUUAGAGGUGGAAAAUAAUCACAUUUUCAAGGCCAGCAUUCUAUAACAAAUUGCUAAUGCAUAUGGUGAAAAAUAAAUUAAAAAAUACGAUGUUAGCUUCUAUUUAAGUACACGCAUUGAAAUAGAUAUUUUGAGUCGGCUAUAAACUCUUGACCAUUCACUAUCGGCUUAUUUGAUAUCUUAUCUUGCAGAAACGAAUGAAGCCGAUUUCCAGUUUUCGUUUCCUAAUAAAACCGUCCACGACUACGUUCAUUUAAACCUGCAGGAUUACAAUCCAAGUCUGCCGGCUUUGACUGAGUUUACCAUCUGCCUUUGGAUAAGAGUGAGCGACCAAUCAGAUGACGGGGCCUUGUUCAGUUAUUCACUUCCGGAUGAACACAAUGAGAUAUUGAUCACCGACUACACCAGUUUGAGGUUUAUGAUAAAUGGUUAUCUAAGGUAAAUGGCAAUACUGUGAACUUCAACCCUUUCUUGAUUAGCCCUUGGAACAGGUGUUAUUUUUCCCGUUUUUCGGGUGAGCGUAGGCAGGCGCGAAGCGAACGGGGAGCGCCAAACACCCUCGACGCGGAGAAGGCACAGAUACAAGCGAUGAGGAGGAGGUAGCUUGCCACAAGUCGACCUUACGAGUUUCACAGCAGGUCAAAGUUCUAAGGAGAAGGACGACGGGAUAAACAAUUUUUUCCGGCUUCUUCCCCGGUUCCGUCUCGCUUCGUCUGGGGCUUCUCACUCGCUUCACGCUUGCCUUCGCUGAGGCUACCUCUUCAUAAAAAAAUAAUAAACUCUGGAUAAUCUGCUUCAUUAAUGUCGCCAUAAAUCUUAACCAGUCCAUAUAUAUUUAACAUUAUUCUUUAUUAUUUAUAUCGAUUCUAGAUCUUAUAAUUAAGUAGCCAGUGAGUUGAUGCCUUUAAUAACUGUCUUGGCCGAAACAAAAGUACACACCUAAUGAAUCUGUUUUUAGAAAAUGUUUAUAAAAUGCUGGAAACGCCGUUGGGGAGGGGAGGGGGCGGCUAGCUUUCACACACUGGGGGAUUGCUCCCUGGAAAGGGGGGUUAUUUUCGCCGCUUUGGCUCCCUGCCCUUUUACUUUCGAAGCAUGACCUUUCCCAUAGCCCAUCCGAAUGAACAAAAGACAAUGAUCUAGAAAGUGUUACAAGACAAACAAAGGUUAUUGUUUUAACCAUGAUUUUUUUUGCCUAGACAAUGAUUGGUUGUCGAAAUACCAACGAGUUUCCUGUUGCUUGCAUUCCAUCAUGGAAUCGGGUGCCAUGUCUAAAUUUUACCUUAAAGUUGGCCAGAAAGCUAAAAAGUAACAACUCUAUGGUCAAUCAUAAAAACAACGUUAUCAACAAAAAAUUUUCACGUGACUUUUGAAAUGUUUCAGAACAUCUGAAAGAGCUGUCAACGAUGAUCGGUGGCAUCACAUUUGUACAACAUGGGAGAACACCGCUGGUACAUGGAGCAUUUACAUCGAUGGCGCAAAUGUUGCUCAGGGAGAUGAGUUUGAGACAGGUCACGUGAUUAGCAGUGAUGGUACUAUCAUUCUCGGCCAAGAUCAAGACAGCCACGGUGGUGAAUUUGAGCAGGUUCAAAGUUUUUCCGGCGAGAUGUAUGGAGUGAACAUGUGGAAUGAAGUCCUCUCGGGAGAGGAAAUUCUGUGCAUGUUCAGAAGUUGUUCCUCUGGAAAAGGCAAUUAUCUAAAAUUUACAGAUUUCGUGGGAGGCUCACAUGGAAAUGUCACUAUGAAGUCUUCGAACACCUGCUUUCCCUAA
Molecule: messenger RNA, 3560 nt
Organism: Porites lobata
Lineage: Eukaryota; Metazoa; Cnidaria; Anthozoa; Scleractinia; Poritidae
Source: the annotation of a GenBank genome assembly